Molecule: messenger RNA, 1191 nt
Organism: Plasmodium gonderi
Lineage: Eukaryota; Apicomplexa; Aconoidasida; Haemosporida; Plasmodiidae
Product: metabolite/drug transporter
Exons: 8
Coding region: 1-1191 (396 amino acids)
Biological process (GO): transmembrane transport
Molecular function (GO): transmembrane transporter activity
Source: RefSeq, a predicted model, not a curated record
AUGAAAAAAUGGAAAGGGAAAAGAAGAUGGCACAUAAAUAUUAUUCUGAUGUUCUUCCACCAAUUCUUUGACAGGAUAAAUUAUUCAAUGAGAAACACCUUUCUGCAUGAUCAUUAUAUUUAUUUAAAAUUUAAGAAAAAUAAAAUCAUCGGUUUGUUGUCUAUUAUUAAUUCUUCAGUAUGUUUAAUCAUAACCCCCUUAGUGGGGUAUUACUGUGAUAAGCAUAAAAAUGAAAGGAAAAAAAUUCUGAAAAUUAUAUCCGUAUCAUAUCUCUUAGUUAACAUUAUUCAUUACAUGUUUAUAAGAACCAACAGUUUAGGAUUAAUUAUAUUUGUCACUGCCAUAACCAAGAUGUUACAUGAGUGCUCCCAUGUUAUAACCGAGUCCAUAUUCAUAGAAAGCAUAGAUCGAGGAAAGAAGAGCAUCAUUUUCACAUACCAAAAACUUAUAAGCACUGCAGCUACCAUGCUAGGACCUUUUUUUUGUCUCAUAUUAUUUUAUGUGUAUAACGACAAGUGGAAUAUUAAAAACAUUUUUAUCAUAUUUCAGUUUUCUAUAUUAACAAUUCUCCCGCAAACAUUGAUAAGUUUUCUAUGGCAGAAUAAUAGUAUAGAUCAAAUGAAAAGUCCUGAAGAAAUAGAAUUAAUUACCAAAAAAAAUGACAAAAAACAUAUGUUUUGCUUUUCCACUAAUCAUAUACCAUACAUUGUUUUUGUGUCACAUAUCAUUACCCUAGCAGGAGCAGGCAUGACAUUUAAAUACUUCUCUCUGUUUCUGAAAUCCGAAUAUAAAGUUUCUCCCAUUUUGAUGUGCGUCCUCAACAUUGUUAUUCCUGUCCUCUUAACCUUUUUUACAUACAUCUCGCAAAAACUGUCCAAGUCCCUGGGGAGGGCCCAGGUUUCCCUAUUCUUCACGAGCAUUGGUUUUUUGAGCGUCUUUCAAAAUUGUACCAAUUCUAUAGAUAAAAGUAUUCUGUAUGACUUUAUUGACACGAACCGGUACACAGGGAGAUGGAUGGGUGUACAAAGCUUAUACUACGUCGUUUGGUCUAUCAGCGCUUAUUUUGGUGGAUGGCUUUCCGACAUAACGUCAUACAGAAGCACAUUUAAAAUAACAACUUUUUUUUAUUUGAUAUCAUUGAUAAUAUACUCACCCCUUUUAUGGCUUGUACCUAUUAAAGAAACCAUGUAA